AUGUGUGUGGCAGCGACAGGCCCUAAUGCCAUUCCAGUCUCCCUUGAGUGGGGGAGCGAACUCUUCCGCACUGCGGGAAGAACUAAUACGAGCGAUGGGCACGCGGAAGGGACUCAGCCGCUUUCGGAAACGCCGCGGGAAUCUGGGUCAGCGUCGAUCCUGAGUGAAGAGACUCCGGACGCGACGACGGAUGGCAGCAGGAAGUCUGCAGAGGCAACAAAAGACGGCUAUAGGUCAGAUGUGACAGAGGUUGUGCCACACUGGUGGAGGGAGACUUGCACGAAAGAGCCUUACGACCAAGGGGGAGCGUUGUGUUGUGUGGGAGCGACGGCGGUAGUUCGCGUUGAGCUCGCAGGGAGUCCUUGUGAGGCUCUCUUGGACACUGGGGCUUCGAGAAGUUUCAUUAGUCCUAAAACAGUCGAACGACUGCAACUGAAAGUGCGGAGACUUCCAAAAGAGCAUAGGUUCACCGUAGCUAGAGGUGCACAACUACGCAUUGAUCGGAUUGUGACGGGAUUGACGAUGUGGUGCGGACAUGCACGUUUUUCCGGGGACUUUUUAGUGGAACCCGUUCCCUAUGACUUAGUCUUGGGUUUGGAUUGGCUGACGGAACACAAGGUGGCGUGGUGUUUUCAGUCAGACAAACUCCGAACCUACGUGAAUGGCCAUUGGUGCGAGUUACCGGUCGUUCGGACUGGUGAAGCAAAGCUGCGAGGUGACAGUCCCACUGUAGUCCACCCAAGGACCCCAGCAAAGCAAGCAUAUGAGAUACUGGCCAAACAAGUGGCGGGUAUGUCACCCGAGGAGGCAGCUAUAUUCCUACGCCCGCCUCCAAGGAGGUGUAAGUCCCAUGCGAAGACUAAGGCGAAGGCGCGGAUAACGUCACUCGUUCGUCAGGGGCCGGCUGAAACGAAGGAUCUCAGCGCUCCAUUUCACGGUUUGCAUCUCAUACUGGCUUUGCCCGAAGCCGGUUCGGCAGUGCCCCUAAGGCUCCCGGAUGAAUGGCAAGGCGCGCUUUGUUGCGCGUUAAUUGGGAAUCAACCCACGUCCUCCGGCUGGCGUAGUCCUUUGGCCUCAACCGCCUCGGUGGCAGCGGAGAGUGACGAGGAGUCUCCCUGA
Molecule: messenger RNA, 1119 nt
Organism: Eimeria necatrix
Lineage: Eukaryota; Apicomplexa; Conoidasida; Eucoccidiorida; Eimeriidae
Exons: 1
Coding region: 1-1119 (372 amino acids)
Biological process (GO): proteolysis
Molecular function (GO): aspartic-type endopeptidase activity
Source: RefSeq, a predicted model, not a curated record